CAGCAGUAUUGCCUAAUAUUGCAACAAUAUUUGCAAUAUUUUGAAUAGCUUACAGGUAUCUUUAUAAAGCCAUUUACAUAAUUGUUAUAUCAGAUUUCGCAAUAUAAAAUUCGUAUUCUUAAUUGACUCGGUAACCACUUAUGCGAUUUCGGCCGAGUUUAACAAAGCGCGCCAGUCGUAUCUUACUUGUGCUAACGGGCGCCAGUUGGACAUACCAAGGCCUUCCUCAUCCUCUGCUACUACCAGCUGGUACCGCAUCGAAUACUUUAAGAGCCGGAGCGUUUGUAUCCAUUCGGACGACAUGACCCAGCCAACUGAGCCGCUGGCUCUUUAUUCCCCGCGCUAUGUCUAUAUAAAAUUACAACAGGCAAAACUAUAUUUGAUGAAAAAUACUCGUUUUAUGUUAGAUGGCAAAACAGAGAGAACCCUUUGAAUGAAUUUUCAAUCACAAAACAUAAGAAUCGAUAAUCACAAUUUGUCCAUGUCUCUAGAGAGUUGAAAUGGCGGAGAAAGAAGAUUACGAUCCCUAUGAGCAUCGGGAGGUAGCUCAUCCAAUUAGCAAUUUUGGCGCUUUUCUAAACGUCAUUAAAGCUAUAAUUGGCACUGGUAUCCUAGCUGCUCCUAUGGCUUUUAGAAAUGCAGGUUACCUACCUGCUAUAAUUAGCAGUAUUUUGAUAGGACUAAUCGUAAUCUACUCAAAAUUAAUUUUGCUAAGUGGAAUGUAUGAACUGUCCAGGCGGAAGCGUGUACCAUUAUUAUCGUAUGGUGAAGCGAUGAUGAUUGGAGUGACAGAAGGUCCUCCUUUUUUUCGUUGGUUGCGCUUCUUUCUAAACGAUCUUGUCAAGACAAUGCUUUUCGUGAAUCACUUCGGAGCCUGCGCCGUUUAUGUAAUUUUUAUAGCGAAUUGCAUGAAGGAUUUUGGAGAUUACUACUGGGAGGAACACGAUAAUCGCAUUUAUAUGGCAAUGGAAAUUGUGCCACUGUGCUUGAUCUUUUGUAUACCGAGCCUGAAAGCGUUGGUUCCAUUUGUACUCGUUGCGAAUAUCGCGCUCAUAUUUGGUUUCGCCAUAAUUUUCUAUUACAUAUUCUCGGAUAUGUCGGCAUUUUCGGAGAUGACUAGCUUUCAGGACAUUCAUUUAUAUCCUUUAUUCUUCGGAGCUACAAUGUUCGGUUUCGAUGCACCGGGAUUGAUAGUUUCUAUAGAGGCAAAUGCGAAAAAUCCUGCAGAUUUCCGAAGCACAUGUGGCGUCUUUGUGCAAGCCAUGUUAAUAAUUAUAACAAUGCAAACAGCUUUUGCUUUCUUUGGCUAUUGGAGAUAUGGUGAACAAAUUGCAUCGACUAUUCUACACAAUUUGCCCUUUAAUGCAGCGUUGGCUGCAAUGGCUCGUAUAAUUUUUGCCUUUAGUAUUUUUGUUUCCAUUCCUCUGCAAGGAUAUGUUCCUAUCGACAUUGUGUGGAAUAAUUGGUUGAAAGCAAAGGUAGCAGAAAAGAGAUCUUUUGCUCUGGAAAUGGUGUUUCGUAUUGCAAUCGCCCUCUCUGCAGUGCUAAUUGGUAUCGCCUGUCCUAAAUUGACUCUAGUUCUCUCGUUAAUGGGCGCACUUUGUAUGUCUUGCCUGGGAUUAAUACUGCCUGCCAUUUUAGAUAUUUGUGUCAAGUUCGAAACUGGUUAUGGCCCAUUAAAAUUGUAUCUCCUACUGAGCACGCUUUCAGUAUUUAUAGGCAUCGUUGGCGCAGUAGCUGGUACAUAUGUGGCUAUACACGAGUGGGUUCUUAUGUAUACCGAUAGAAAGCAUAUGUAUACAGAUAUAAAGUGA
Messenger RNA from Anastrepha ludens (Mexican fruit fly), 1814 nucleotides. Its product is annotated as proton-coupled amino acid transporter-like protein CG1139. The transcript has 9 exons. The coding region runs from base 501 to 1814 and encodes 437 amino acids. NCBI's taxonomy places the organism in Eukaryota, Metazoa, Arthropoda, Insecta, Diptera, Tephritidae. Gene Ontology annotation, biological process: amino acid transmembrane transport. Gene Ontology annotation, molecular function: amino acid transmembrane transporter activity. The record is from RefSeq and is a predicted model, not a curated record. Gene Ontology annotation, cellular component: vacuolar membrane.